AUGUACUCCCAACUGGAGCUGGAACGUGUUGUUCAUUAUCGGUCUUACGUCUACCGUGAUCGUGAGGCUGCCUAUUUACGUCUUACGCAAGACUUCUUCAAUGACAAUCCAACGUACGGCCCUACAUUUUUUCGAGGUCGUUUUUUAAUGCAGAAGGAGUUGUUCUUGCGCAUCGUCGAUGCUGUGCAAGAUGAAGAUAGUUACUUUCAGAUAAGCCAUGAUGCACGAGGUCGGGACUCUCUCACGCCUUUGCAGAAAUGCACGGUGGCUAUCCGCCAAUUAGCCACUGGCGUCAGUGCAGAUACUUUCAACGAGUACCUCAAGGUCGCCGACACGAUGGGGCGUCUAUGCCUAAAGAGAUUUUGCAGAGCUGUCAUCCGGGCAUACGGAGCCGAGUAUCUUCACGGAUUUCCCGCCUUGAUCUUGGAGGCCUCGCCUUUGUUCUCCGGCGUGUUGGAUGAAACGUCGGCGUCGCUGAUUUUUGAGACCAACCGGCACUACUACCAGAUGGGCUACUACUUGUGCGGCGACAUAUAUCCAGAGUGGCGUUGCUUCGUCAAGAGUACACCGAUGUCGACCAAUCCAAAUGAGGCGAGGUUCAAAAAGAUGCAAAAAUCGGCACAGAAGGAUGUUGAACGUGCCUUUGCAGUGCUUCAAGCGAUGGGGAAUCAUUCGAAGUCCGGCGCGGAAUUGAGAAAUGACGACGCAGGACACGGGUCGUCUAGCAGUGACUCGACGGAGAGUGCUCGAGCAACCCCGCUUUAUUUCGAGGAAUAUGUGCAAAUAGAUGCACUUCUCCGAUAUAGACAGAUACAUGCUCAGCUCCAACAGGCAACAUGA
Messenger RNA from Salvia miltiorrhiza (redroot sage), 840 nucleotides. RefSeq lists its product as uncharacterized. Lineage: Eukaryota; Viridiplantae; Streptophyta; Magnoliopsida; Lamiales; Lamiaceae. The transcript is spliced from 3 exons. The record is from RefSeq and is a predicted model, not a curated record. Bases 1 to 840 code for a protein of 279 amino acids.